AUGAGUUCGGGAGUUGAUUCAUCAGUAGCAGCUUCAAUAUAUGCAAAGAAGUAUCGUAAUGUCAGAGGAAUUUUCAUGGCUAAUUGGUCUCAAACUGCCAAAUGUACUGAGAGGGAUUGGAAUGAUGUUCAAAAAGUUUGUGAAAAGUUAGGGAUACCUUGUGAACGAGUAAAUUUUGAGCAUGAAUAUUGGCAGGAUGUAUUUGCACCUAUGAUUGAACAAUAUGAGCUGGGCUUAACUCCAAAUCCAGAUGUUAACUGUAAUAAAUUUGUCAAAUUUGGCAAAUUGAUAGAUCAUGUUCGUGAAAAAUUUUCUUCUUCACCUACAACAAAAUGGUGGUUAGUUACUGGCCAUUAUGCCCGAGUUAUGCUUCAUAAACCCAGUAAUGAAUAUCAUUUAUUAAGAGGUUAUAGUGCUAAUAAAGAUCAAUCCUAUUAUUUGUCUAGCAUUAAUCCUAAAGUAUUGAAGCAUAUUUUGAUGCCUAUUGGACACCAUAUUAAGCCGGAAGUACGAAAAUUGGCUAAUGCAUUAGAUUUGCACGUUUCCGAAAAGCCUGAUUCACAAGGACUAUGCUUUGUUAGCCAAGAUCAUAAGAAGUUCAGAGAUUUUCUUGAAGAGUAUAUUAAACCAAAGCCAGGAAAUAUAGUUACGGAAGAUGGAAAAGUAUGGGGUCGACAUUCCGGGCUUUGGUAUGCUACAAUCGGUCAGAAACUGUCAAUAUCAAUGCCGCAAGGAGAUGAAAAGUAUAAGGGGGUAUGGUUUGUUAGUGAAAAGAAUAAAGAAAGAAAUGAAUUGAUCAUUGUCAAAGGAUCAGACAAUCCAAAAUUAUUCUCUAAUAGAGUUAAAGUUGUUAAAUUUGAGUGGAUGGUUCCACAUUCCGAAGAUGAGAUUAGUGAUGAUUUGAAAGGAGAACUUUCACUGGGAAAAUUAAGUUUCCAACAUAGAUCUUUACAAAAAGCAGUUCCCUUAGUGGGGAUUCAACAAGUUGGAGUUUCUUCUGGAAGCACCACAAACGCAUGUACAUAUACUUAUAUUUUUACAUUUAAAGAUUCUGUAAGAGCUUUGGCACAGGGUCAAUAUUUUGUAUUAUAUCGAGACAAUCAAGUGUUAGGUUCUGGAAUAAUAGAAUCUACUUUCUGUAAAUAG
Scheffersomyces amazonensis is the source of this 1146-nucleotide messenger RNA. RefSeq names its product tRNA-5-taurinomethyluridine 2-sulfurtransferase. The record is from RefSeq and is a predicted model, not a curated record. Lineage: Eukaryota; Fungi; Ascomycota; Pichiomycetes; Serinales; Debaryomycetaceae. Gene Ontology annotation, cellular component: mitochondrion. The transcript has a single exon. Gene Ontology annotation, molecular function: sulfurtransferase activity. Bases 1 to 1146 code for a protein of 381 amino acids. Gene Ontology annotation, biological process: tRNA wobble position uridine thiolation.